CCCGGGACAGUCGCGACACACAGAUAUUUGAUGAGAGUGCGCGCUAAAUUACAUUGGAAGCUGCGGUAUAAGUAAUCGGUGCAGACCUCGCGGUUGCUUAGUCGUCAUCGUGUCACUGGACCUCACUGGUCACCAUCAGAUCAGAGACCAGAGACAGUCAACAUCGGGAUCUCUUGAUCCGCGAUAGUCAGUCAAUCAUUCAAGAUUGCUGGUGUGACAUUACUCUGGAGGAUGGAUAGACGGAUUCUAUCUAAAAAGAAGCAACAAGAGAGGAGGAGAUUUAAUAAUGAGCAAUGAAGAGGAAGAGAAGAAAGAGCGAAGUGAAAGUAAAUUGACAAUAAUAAACUGGGGAACGUUGAGGGUUGAUGGUUUUAAUGAAAGACUAAUGAAGAAUUUUAGUGGACCGGAUAGGACGUGGUCGGUGCAGCAGGUGCGAGUGUCAGUGUCGGUGAAGUCGCCGUGGACCGAGCAAGUGUCGUUCUGGCGGACUUUAACGGAGGAUGGAACUGAGCUGGCUCAUCGGAGCAGUCACAACAAGCACGAGGUCGACUCGUUGGUCUCGGUGGGAUCGUCGUUGGUGCUGGUGGCAGCAGAUAAAGAUAAAGGCCGUGCGUGAGUGUCAUUAUUCAACAAGAAGAAUCAAGGAGGCGGACCAGAACGUCGAGGAGCAUCAUCGUCGAGGAGCAUCAAGUGCGGUGGCGUGGCGUCGGGUGCCGCCACCAGCGGAACGUACAAGAAGACAGAAGAAAAAGAAAUCCGAGAAAACAGUGGAGGCUUUUCCAACCAGAGAGAAAGCAGGAAGGAGGAGAGGCUCUUACAGAUGCGGUGCCCGGAGGGGCCGGCCCGCGGCGGCGUGACGCGAUGCGGACGCGCCCCUCCUGCACGAUUCUCUGGGGAAAAAAGAAGCCACAACAUCGCAAACCGAUAUUGGAACGAGAAGGAGUGCCGAGAGCCAAGACUCGACAUGCAUCUUUACUCUUCAUCGCCUUGGGCUUCCUGUAUGCAAUGCAGCUAUGUCAUGCUCUCGCAUCACCUGGAAGUCAACAGCAACUUAAAUAUAGUCCCCGACAAGUUAGAACACGCUACGGUACAUUGCGAGGUAUUGUUGCACGCUCCAUGUCCGUGGAAGGUGUUGAGGUUUAUCUGGGUGUGCCAUAUGCUACACCACCAGUUGGUGCACUUCGAUAUAUGCCACCAAUUAUCCCAAACCAAUGGCGAGGCACAAGACUUGCAGAUACACUGCCACCCGCGUGCCCGCAGAAGAUACCAGGAUCAGAGACUAAUUUGUCGCGUCGUAAGCGCGCUUACAUCGAGAGAAUCACGCCCUUACUUGCUAACCAAAGCGAGGAUUGCCUUUACCUCAACCUCUACGUGCCACGGCCACCCCAUGGCAGUAGCACGGAAUUGCUGCCAACCUUGCUCCUUAUCCACGGAGACUCUUACUCCUGGGGAGCAGGAAAUCCUUUGGAUGGCACUGCCCUGGCCGCUCACGGCCGCCUCAUCGUAGUAUCAAUUAAUUUCCGUCUAGGUAUCUUGGGUUUCCUCAAAACUGGCACAAAAGGAAGUACCCAAGGUAACUACGGUUUAAUGGAUCUCGUUGCGGGUCUUCAUUGGCUUCGAGAGAAUGUCGAAGCUUUCGGUGGUGAUCCCGAACGAUUAAGUAUCUUAGGACUUGGAACUGGUGCAGCACUUGCUAACUUUCUAGCAGUUUCACCAAUGGCUAAGGAGCUUGUCGAGAGAGUAAUACUCUUAGGCGGGUCUGCUUUAUCGCCAUGGGCUAUACAACGAGAUCCUAUCACAAUCAAGCGACAUGUAGCUGAACAAACAGGAUGUUUAGGGGACGUUGAAUCCGAUGAUAUUACUGUUUGCUUACGUUUAAGAGACAUCAAAGAACUACUUAACGUACAUCUUGAUACUCCGAGAUUUACUUCUGGGUUUGCUCCUUUUGUUGAUGGUACAGUACUACCAUUAGCUUCAUUUCAGAUUGUACAACCUACUACGACAUCCGCUGGUAUUUUGCCGCUUUUCCCAGGGCCAGGAAGUGAAUUUGCUGCUUUAGGAAAUCGUGAUCUUCUUUUAGGAUUGACAUCCUGUGAGGCAUGGUUGGAUAUAAGUGAGGAUGAUUUAAAGAAUGGCAUCAAUUCGACACGAAGAGACCGGAUAUUAAGAACAUUUGUACGGAACACUUAUCGUUAUCAUCUGCAUGAAAUAUAUUCAACACUAAAGAAUGAAUAUACAGACUGGGAAAAGGAUGAACAAAGUCCCAAUGUCAUCAAGGAAGGACUUUUAUCAUUAUUAGGUGAUGGUCAAGUAGCUGCGCCACUUCUUCGAUUAGCUUUAUUGCAUUCAUCAUCAGGUGGACGAGGUUACUUCUUUCACUUUCAACCAGGUGAUCAUUCUAGUCAACGUGGAGAAGAGCUUCCUUAUUUAUUGGGUAUUCCACUUUUACGUAAUGAACCGAAUCGCUAUUCAUCUCCAACCAACUAUACUCCUGAAGAAGAGAGUCUAUCUCGCAUGCUUGUGCGUUACCUUUCAAAUUUCGUUCGAAGGGGCGAUCCGAAUGGUGGUGGAGUGGGCGAGGAUUUUAUAAAAGGUCAACCCUUUUGGGAUUCUUACGACUCGAUCAAUCAACUUUAUCUGGAAGUUAGCAGGUCACCAGAAAUGCGUUCACAUUAUCGGGGUCACAAAAUGUCCUUGUGGCUGAAUCUUUUGCCGCAGUUACAUCGUCCAGGCUAUGAGAUUAGUAUGCGUCAUCAUCAUCUGGCAGAAAGCCCAAGUCUCUAUGAAGGUGCAGUGCGUCCACAAAGUAUGGCACUACCACUUCCACCUCCUCCAUUAUCAGUACCGACACCUACUGAAGCAUCUAUAUCGUUGAAACCUAUCGAAAGUACUGAAUGCUCACCAAACAUUACAGUCAUGCCCAUAAGCACUAUUUCUCCACAAUUAAUUCGACCUUCACAGCAACCACACCCUAAAUUAUCACCAGGAUCUAACAAUCUUCUUCGUAAAUUUGCUACCAAUCACUACCAAAGUUACACUACUGCAUUAACAGUUACUAUCGCAGUGGGUAUAUUUCUUCUACUAUUGAACAUUCUUAUCUUCGCUGGGAUUUAUCACCAGAGAGAUCGCAAUGCGGCAGCUGCCGCUGCUGUUGCUGCAGGGUCUUCGUCUUCAUCAAUGUCCAUGGGCUAUGCGGAGCAUAAAAAGAAAGAGAGACUUCUUGAAGCCGGAUGUUCUGGAAUUGAUGCAAUUAGUGUUAGUGGAAAACAUUCAAGACUGUCGUCCUUUGUACUCUCGGAUUCCUCUAUUUCAUCAAGUCCUUCUAGUCAUAAACAUAAACUUGCCGAAGAACUUGAACUUCAACUACAAGAAUUUCAAUGUUCUCCACCGCCUGGAGGUAAAAGAAUGUCACUUGAUCCUCCGUCUUACGCAAUCAGCAAAAGUCCUGGUUUCAUACGCAGUAGAACGCCGUCACCGUGUGUUGAUGUCGCAGCCCAAAAUAAUCAACUUGAGGCUCAUGAUCGUGGUAUUGCUGAAGAUGAUGAUGAAGAUGAUUUUUUACCUGAUCCACCACCACCACCAAAAGUACCAGCGCCUAAUGUUUGUUCAGGUAUUCUACGACAACCAGGUACUCCCGGAAGUGCUAAAAAACGUGUGCAAAUUCAGGAGAUAUCGGUGUGUUGAUGAACAAAAAAAUGUAGUUGGGAACUGUUUCAAUCAAUUCUCUUAGAUGAUUUUGCAAGAGAAGUAGCGGAGUCUGCUUGAACGGAAAAAAGAGAAAAGCAAAAGCUUCUCUAGGGCACUAGUACCAUCAAGCAUCUCGAUGAAACUGGCGCGAACGACAAUGACGCCGGUUAAAGCUGACAAAGUGGAUUAGCUUGACUAUCCAGAGCACAACGAGGCGUGUUCAUACAUAUGCCUACAUGAGAACCUACCAGCACCCAUUUUAUAUUGUCUUGCAACCUCGAUUUCCCUUAAUCAUCUCUUCUCACACCUGAUAAAUAAUAUCGGCAAAAAAUAUCUAUGAUGAAAUGAAAAGAGAUAGAAAAAAAGUCACGCGGUCUCUGAUUACGGUCAUGUGUCUCAUCAUUGUUUCAAUUAUUUACAGCAAUUCUUAAAUAGAUAAGCUGAUAAUUUUUCUUAUCUGUAAUCUAUAAAAUUAUCGUAGAAAACUCGUGACCAUGACUAUACUAAUAGACUAACAAAUUUGUCACGCAUAUUUGUCAGUGGUAAUUACCAAAUCACACUUCCUCACUCUAAAAUUAAAUACAAAUAAUCUUCAUGACGUAUUUUGGCGUGUGAAAUAAAAAAAAUAAUGGAAAAAAAUAGAGAAAAAAGAAAGAUAGAUGAGAAUAAAACUUGACUAAAGCUGCUGAGCCAACAUCGCUUCGCAAUAUUGCUGACAUCAAGCUGAACGUGAGAACCAGCGUUCGAUUAAAUGGAAAUACCUUAGUGACAUAGUAGUUCUUGCAAUCGAAUAUGUAUCAAGAUAUAUUAUUUUGGUAGAGUUCAUUGACUAUACAACAUCCUGUACAGAUGUAAUAUGUCACGUAUAACUUGGAGGAAAAAAAACUUGCUUCUAUAUUGAUUCGUGGCAAGAUAUAUUCAGGGUCAGAUUAAUUGCUCAACGUUUUGCUAAUAUUCAUCAGGGGUAUCUCUCCUUGCUACCAGGCUACAGCUUGUGCAUACUCGAAGACUACGUGAGCUUCGUUAUUCGAAAUAGUAACCGGGUAUUACCUUGAAUGAAAUUUAUCGUAUUUAAUUAAUUGCUUUUUCAUUUUCAACUCUGUUUUUUAUAGCUCCCAGUGACAAAAAAAUUACGAAAUUACCCCACGAGUCAACAUCACCUGCAUUUCAAUUAUUUUUUAUCCAAAAAAGUACCUAAUUAUUUCAAGAUUUCUUUAUCUUCAACUGUCUAGUCUAUUUAAUGGAU
Messenger RNA from Chelonus insularis, 4933 nucleotides. Its product is annotated as neuroligin-1-like. Bases 862 to 3684 code for a protein of 940 amino acids. NCBI's taxonomy places the organism in Eukaryota, Metazoa, Arthropoda, Insecta, Hymenoptera, Braconidae. The transcript has 7 exons. Gene Ontology annotation, biological process: presynaptic membrane assembly; postsynaptic membrane assembly; chemical synaptic transmission. Gene Ontology annotation, molecular function: neurexin family protein binding; signaling receptor activity. The record is from RefSeq and is a predicted model, not a curated record. Gene Ontology annotation, cellular component: postsynaptic membrane; synapse; plasma membrane.